AUGUCUAGCUCGAUGGAACCGAGGCCUCUCACAUCGGCUAUGGAGAGCCCGACGUUUGAAGAGGACAGCUCCUUUCAUGUAGAGCAACCGGUGGGUUCUAUGUCAAUAUCCCCUUGUGGACGCGAUGUCGUUUUAGCAUCCAAGGAGGGCCUACAUGUCAUCGACCUAGACUCGCCAUAUUCUCCACCGCGGUAUCUCCCUCACCACACACCAUGGGAGGUAGCUGAUGUUCAGUGGUCUCCAUUCGCUGCACGUGAUCAGUGGGUUGUCAGUACAUCUAACCAGAAAGCGUUGGUCUGGAAUUUGGCUAUGAAGACAUGGCAGAACUCCAUCGAAAUUGUUCUUCACGCCCAUUCUCGAGCAAUUACCGAUAUCAAUUUCUCGGCAUUCCAUCCGGAUAUCUUAGCGACGUGUUCCGUGGACAGUUUCGUGCACUGCUGGGACCUACGUGCUCCCUCGCGACCAGCGGUCUCAUUCUCAGAUUGGUUUACUGGCGCAACGCAGGUAAAAUGGAAUAGACAAGACCCUCAUGUCAUUGCAAGUUCCCAUGACCGGUUCCUUCGAAUUUGGGAUGACCGCAUGGGCGCCUACCCAAUCAAAUCGAUCGAAGCACAUAACACCAAGAUCUAUGGAGUCGACUGGAAUCGUGUUCGACGCGGUGCUGUAGUCACAUGUUCCUUAGAUAGAACUAUCAAGUUCUGGGACUACACCAACGAUUCAGAUGUUCCUGAAAAGCAAAUUCACACACCAUUCCCCGUGUGGCGGGCACGCAAUACGCCGUUUGGAUGGGGUAUGCUCGCAAUGCCACAGAGAGGCAACAAUGACCUUCACCUGUACAGCCGGCGAGCCGCAGAAGGCUCAAAUCCAGAGGACGACUUACCGUUGGUACAUAGUUUUCCCGGACACAAGGGACAAGUCAAAGAGUUCUUGUGGAGACCGCGCGGAGGUGUAGCGAAUGGAAUUGACCAUCGCGAAUAUCAACUUGUUACGUGGGGAACAGACAGGGAGCUUCGUCUGCAUAAAGUCAACCCUGAAAUUCUGGCGCGCGUCGGGUACGAAAAGGGCAAGUCUUUUAUUUCUACGCGAACUGUGACACGACUCGGUGCCGUAUAUCGGAGUUUCCGCGACGUGAAUUCAGAUUUGGAUCUCGAUGACGUUGACGUGGCUUCCUCUGUUGGCCACCAGAACCAGAAUAUCGCGGCAGGUACUGGGAUGAACGCCAUUACUGUUCCGUACGCUCGGGGUUGGAUAAAGGGAGGCCAUAUUGAUCGAGUUGGCAUGCAACCCAGGUCAAAUUUAAGAGCCGAUACAAAUCCAAUUGCUUGGAUGCGCGGUGUAAAGAUCUCAGGCUGGGACAUUGAGACAUUAGGAGAUGAAAUCAGCCAGGUUGGUGAAAAGUUCACUAAGGUUGCAUUUGAUUCAGUUGAUGUCCGACAAAGAAAGAUUUCCAUCUCUCUAAAUGGGCCCUGGGGUACUGACGGGGCCUCCUUGUUUUUGAAGGUUGAUAUCAAGUUUCCAACGAGCUAUCCCAAGACGGCUAUCCCAACCUUUGCAUUCCAAAAGACGGCAGCCGUCACCGAUGAGUGGGCUGCGAAGACUACCGCUGAAUUGCGUACAAUUGCUGAGACCUACAUGUCUCGGAAUCGAGGGUGCCUGGAAGGUGCUGUGCGUUAUCUUUUAGGCGAAAGCAGCCUGGAGGACAGCGUCGCGUGGAUAUUGGGUGAAACUGGCGAUACCCUCAAGUCCCCUAACAACGGUGAACUGGAAGGUGAAUCCAGCGACGAGGAUGAAGUCGGCAUGACUCAGAGCCAAGAGCUGGGGAUGAGUUCUGAGCUACUCCGCCCUGUCAAUGCCAACGUCAUGGUGCCUGUGGCCAAAGUAUGCGGGGCGCUUUGGGCAAAUGACGGCCGCCUCAUUUGCUUCUUCCCGCCGAAACCAAAGAAGGAUAAAUCAGCCGAGUUGUUCGAGAACAUGGGCUUCAAAGAGAUGACUCGUUGGUCUCGAGGCGAUAAAGUUUUUGAAGGCUUCGGCCGGUUGCAUACCAACUCACCCGGCCCACGCGGAAUCGGAACGAUAACGAGCACAGAUGAUGGUACAUCGGAUGAUUCGGACGAGUCAUACUCGGAUACAUCGAGCUCUUCGGGCUCCUCUGACGUCCUUUCUGGGCUACCGACACCUUUCCCAGCAUCCCGAACAUGGCGCAGUGCCGGCAGCUAUGGCAUUCACCGGCCGCGAUCAACAGAUAAUUCUCAGCGGUCUACUGGAGGUGGUGCCACAGUCAAAUCAGAGGCACCCCAGAAUAUCGUAUCUAUUCAUAAUCUGAGUGAUAUGUUACCCGUCAAGCGGGAGUUAGCGAGUCAAUACCGCAUCUGUGGCAAAGGGACAGAUGUAUGCGCCCAUAACGCGGCUGUUGCCCUUGACGCUGGCUGCUACGAAUUGGCCCAAAUCUGGGGUCUAAUCAAGUUGAUAUUGCAUGUUCGAAAAUGCCCUGGCACUUUGCCUGGGUCAGGGCUGUCGCAAAGGCGUACGCGCAAAAAAGCGGGCAGAAUUGGUGAUCUUGGAAAAGAUGGGCUGUAUAGAGACUUGACGGGCAGUGUUAUUCGCUGGGGUGACCACCCUCUUGGCAGUCAUUGGCUUGUCCCUGCUCUUUUCGAACACUUUGAGCGCAUUGGGGAUGUGCAAAUGGUGGCAAUGCUGUCGUGCGUACUACUGGAAGCCAACCAAGAGGGAUAUUUGGAGAAUCAGCGAGCCAAAAAGACGCCUGGGAGACAGGAUUUCUCAUUAGAUUUUCCUCCUGUCCCAUCCGCAAUUUCAACCAAGCCACCACUCGCGACGCCAGCUUCAUCUGUUCUCAAAGAGGCCCAGGCUAUGCCCCCGCCCCAGACCUCGACACGCUCUUCUAGUGAGAUCUGGCGUCUCGAUUCCACUCCCCCGUAUUCCACAGGCACCACGCCUCCAUUCAUGUCCCGUCCACGAGGCAUCGCUGCUGAUCGAAAAAAUACCACCCACAAUGUGUCCAUGGCUGCAUCGCCUGAUCAACAAACCCAAGCACGAAGUGGAUCUGGGUUUGGAUCGGUGCUGGCGUCCUCAUUAUCUCGUUCAUUCACAUUCGGACCGUCAUCUGCGUCACCGCCGACAACUAGAAUGGACAAGAAAAAGCCGACUCCUCACAACAGCCCAGUUGUGGCAGCCGGACAAGUGUCACAGGCUCAGUCCGACACCGAAAGCGAUCAACCAACGGAGCCUACACCACCACCCGCAAGAUUCAAGGUCACAUACAAGAACCAAAUUGCAUUUGAAAGCGACGGACCAGCGCAAGACUCUUUUCUUGACAGAGAUGAGGAAUUGCUGUAUCGAUCAUACCGCACUGCUUAUGCAAACUUAUUAUCGAUUUGGGACCUUCCUGUCCAACAAAGCGAGGUGACAAAGAUUGGAGCUGUGGCUGAUCGAGUGGACGACUUGACUUCAAGCCAUUACUGGAACAGCACUAGCUCCGAAGAGACCGCAUUGCAAGAUCCACAUUCGAAGCCAAACUCUCAAACUCUUGACUUCCAGCGCCAUUGCGCCAGCUGUGGCCACGCGUUGCAGCUCUCCGUCUUUAAUAAGGAACCCCUAGCCCCGAAUACCCCCUCCAAGCGAAAUCAGCGCAAACCAUCAGGCCGCCGAUGCCCUAACUGCAAGCCCCGGCAGCCACUGCCAACCAAACUGCCCUGCGUCAUCUGCGGCGAGGUGAUCAACGGUAUGCUGAUUCCCUGUCUGAGCUGCGGACAUGUGAGCUGUUUCGACUGCCACCGGCGAUGGUUCCUUCGACCGGCCGACAAAUUCGACAGCUCAUUCGCCCAUCCAGACCAGAACAAGUUCCUUCCAACCUGUCCGACAGGAUGCGGCUGCCAGUGCUCUGAACACAUUGCCGUUGAUGUCCCCAUGCCCUUGUUAGAGCCGGUAUCAUCCCCUGGUACUAAAGAAUACGCACCCAUCACCCAGCACAGCCUUGUACAGGCGAAACACUCUCAUCGUCGACAGUCUGAGCCCGUCGGCUUGGUUUCUAACCGAAAAGAGGAUCCGCGCCCCAAGGGCGUUGGCCAGCUCGAACACGAUUUGGAUGUGUGGCAGGACUCGUCGCCGUUUGCAUCUCUGGCGCGCGGUCUUGGCGGUGGGCUGAGUCGUGGUUUGCGGACGAAAGAAGAUCGGAAGAAGAACAAAUCUGUCGCCAUGGAAUCGAAUUUGAGGAAUUCUUGA
Messenger RNA from Penicillium roqueforti, 4239 nucleotides. RefSeq names its product Mtc5p. The record is from RefSeq and is a predicted model, not a curated record. Gene Ontology annotation, molecular function: protein binding. NCBI's taxonomy places the organism in Eukaryota, Fungi, Ascomycota, Eurotiomycetes, Eurotiales, Aspergillaceae. The coding region runs from base 1 to 4239 and encodes 1412 amino acids. The transcript has 2 exons.